This is a messenger RNA of Pipistrellus nathusii (Nathusius's pipistrelle), 387 nucleotides long. NCBI's taxonomy places the organism in Eukaryota, Metazoa, Chordata, Mammalia, Chiroptera, Vespertilionidae. The record is from the annotation of a GenBank genome assembly.
AUGAACAUAGGAGUGCAUAUAUUUAUUCUGAUUGAUGUUUUGGGUUUCCUAGAAUAUAUUCCUGGAAGUGGAAUUAUUGGAUCAAAUGGCAGUUCCAUGUUUAUGUUUUUUGAAAAAAUCCAUACUGUUUUCUGUAAUGGUUGCACCAGUUUACAUUCCCACCAGCUGUGUAGUUGGGUUCCCUUUUUUCCACAUCCUUAUCCACACCUGCCUUUUGUUGAUUUGUUGAUGGAAGCCAUUCUGACAAGUGUAAGGUGGUACCUCAGUGUUGUUUUGAUUUGCAUCUCUCAGAUGAUUAGUGACUUUGAGCACAUUUUCAUGUGUCUCUUGGCCUUCUGUAUGUUGAGGUCAUGUUUUCUUAUCCCUUUAGCUACCUAUGUCUUUUGA